CCAAAACGUACGUACAGUCAAAAACUAGCUAGGCUGAUUUCCUAUGCCUCGUCAUUUCUCUUGUACCCCUCGAUCCAUGCAUUAUCGCUCAAUCAUAACCCCCAUAAACCUUUCAGAAUUUUACUGUUCCGUUGGAAUUUUCAUGAAAUACUGCAAUAUGCACGUGCAUGCAUGUAUGUACAUCUAACCAUAAUAUAGUUUUCAAUCAAGGCGGUUUCUGAAGCAAACUACAUAUAUUUAUGGAUAGCCUUCUCUGUGAUGAAGUUUGGCUCACCGAAAAUUCUAAGUCGGAUAGCAGGCACAACGUUAACGGUUGCUUCUACACUACUAAGGAAGAUUGCAGAGAAGCUUUUGAAAUUUGCCUGCAAAAGGAGUUGAGUUACAUGCCUGAAUCGGGAUAUCGAGAUCAUCUCCAAUCCUCUGGUUUGAGUUUAGCCAGAUUCAGAGCCAUGCUGUGGCUCGCCAAGUCUCAAAGCCGGUUGAAUCUGUCAUGCCAAAGUGUUUUCAAUGCUGCAAAUUACUUUGAUCGAUUCCUCUCCUCGAAGCAAUGCAAAGGUUGGAAAUAUUGGAUGUUUGAAUUACUGGCCAUUGCAUGCUUAUCUGUUGCCUCCAAGUUUGGUGAGACAGCCCAUCCUUUCCAUGAAAUUCAGAUGGAAGAUCUUGACCACUCAUUUCAAUCUAACUUGAUCCAAUGGAUGGAAUUGACCCUACUGAAGACCUUAGGGUGGCGACUUGGCUCCGUAACAGCUUAUUCCUACAUAGAAUUGUUGAUGAGUAAUUUCAUUGAUACCCUCAGUUCUUUCCUGCUUGGAGAGUUAACUACAAGAGUCAAUGAGCUACUUCUUGGUGCCCUUUCUGAUUCUGAACUUGUAGAGUUCCGGCCGUGUACUAUCGCUAUAUCUGCGGUCAAAUGUGUUAUCAAAGAAUUGGAGCUUCCAUCAACAGCUAAUUCUCACCUUGCAUAUAUCAAUAGUCUCAUUCCUGGAGAUCAAAAGGAUGAUAUAAUCAAGUGCCACAAGAUCCUGGAAGGGAAACUGGCUUACCCAUUACUACUUCACAACUCAAUGGAUAGAAGAAGGUAUUGUAUUUGCCCUCCAAGCCCAGUCACCGUAUUGAAAAGGGAGCAGGUUGAAGCAUGUGGUUGCCAAGGUGAUCAUUUGUCCCUUUUCAAGAUGCCUAAUCUCAAAUCAAGCAACAUGAUCAAGUGGAAGAGGGAAGUUGAUCAUGAUCAAUGUGAUGAAAUUGGGACAGAGUUGUAAUCCGUUCUAGGGUUUCG
Messenger RNA from Rhododendron vialii, 1276 nucleotides. RefSeq names its product putative cyclin-D7-1. Gene Ontology annotation, cellular component: cytoplasm; nucleus; cyclin-dependent protein kinase holoenzyme complex. The transcript has 6 exons. Gene Ontology annotation, molecular function: cyclin-dependent protein serine/threonine kinase regulator activity. Lineage: Eukaryota; Viridiplantae; Streptophyta; Magnoliopsida; Ericales; Ericaceae. The coding region runs from base 240 to 1259 and encodes 339 amino acids. The record is from RefSeq and is a predicted model, not a curated record. Gene Ontology annotation, biological process: regulation of cyclin-dependent protein serine/threonine kinase activity; mitotic cell cycle phase transition.